AACUUCCCUGACCACCUUCUUGUUGUAGCCAUUAGAUUUGUUUCGCAGCCAAAGGCCUUGACAUUAUCAGGGGCAUCGCAGUAAGCAAGUUGGCGCCAUCACAUGCCAGUAACCUCUUUGUCGCUUUUCAUCAUAGUAGUUGAAGUUGCCGUUCUGCUCCUAGUAUAUCCUUAGGCCCGCUGAUCAUGACUGAUUCGGACCGAGAUGGCAUAUGUUGGAGAACGCGUAUAGCCGUGACAUCUGAUAUAAAAGGGACGACAGUCGCAUCCAUGUCUACUAGUUGUCUGCUUCAGAAGCAUCAAGCCCUCAGCAGUUAGGAUCACUAUGCGCUGCUCACAACUUGCUCCCCUUUUCCUGGUGGGCGCCGCCUAUGCGUGGCUGCCCGAGGACCGCGAUCUCGCCGCCUUCAAUAUGACGGCACAAUUCGAGAAAUUGGGCAAGCGAUUCCAGCCCUCUCUUCCAGGUGGUGUAACCAAGAUUCGUGGCGUCAACUUGGGGACAUGGCUGAUCUCAGAGCCAUUCUUCAUGCACAACGAAUGGUCCAACGUCAUGGGGUGUGGAUCUUCGGUCAGCGAGUUUGAUUGUAUGCGGGAACACUACUCGGGAGGGAACCGCGAGGCCGGCAACGCCGCCUUCGAGAAGCACUGGGCUACCUGGAUCACUCCCGACACGGUGCAGUCAGUCCACGAUGUUGGUCUUAACACGAUACGCAUUCCCAUUGGCUACUGGUCGUACACAGACAUUGUAGAUGCGGCCAGCGAGCCUUUCGCUGAUGGCAACCGGAUGCUACCUUACCUUGAUGCCGUCGUGCAGAAGGCCGCCGAUCUGGGCAUCUAUGUCAUCAUUGAUUUGCACGGUGCACCCGGCGGUCAACAGCAAGAUGUGUUUACCGGCCAAAACCCAUCGCCAGCCGGUUUUUUCAAUGAUUACAACUAUGACCGCGCAAAGAGGUGGCUCACGUGGAUGACAAACCGCAUCCACACAAACCCAGCGUACUCGACUGUUGGUAUGCUUGAAGUGCUCAACGAACCUGUCUCAAUGCACGAUGGCGGCGGACGGUACCCUGCCCCUGGUCAGGUUCCAGGCAUGAUCGAUUCAUUCUAUCCCGGUGCGCUCCAGGCCGUGCGCUCUGAAGAGGCUGCACUGGGCGUGUCAAACGACCGCAAGUUGCACGUGCAAUUCAUGUCGUCCAAGUGGUCGUCAGGUGACCCGCGCAGCAACUCAGUCGUAGCAGGCGACAGCAUGACAGGCUUCGACGACCACAACUACAUAGGAUUCGGAGUUAGCGAUAACGGAAACCGAGACGCGUUGAUGCAGAGCGCAUGCCGAGACUCACGUGUCGUGAAUGGCGAAUCAUUCGAGAUCACGGGGGAGUGGAGUAUGACGAGCGGCGUCGAGUGGCAAGAUGCCGACUUCUUUAAGAAGUUCUGGACUGCCCAGCAACAGCUCUACGAAAAGCCGGGAAUGUCGGGCUGGGUUUAUUGGAUGUGGAAGACUGAGUUGGACGACCCGAGGUGGACGUACUCCUACGCUACUUACCUCAACUACAUCCCCACUGAUGCUGCCGGGCUUGAGCAAAAUGUAUACAACGACGUGUGUGUGGGAUACACGUAAUGCAAGCGGAUUCGUGUUGCACGCACCGAAUACCCUGUCCACCUUUUACGUGCAGGCCCCGAGAACCUGUCAAGAAUAUGUUCACUGGCCCUAUUGCACAUAAGCAGGCCAAGAUCAUGGAUAGAACAUUCAAGUAGACCUUAGCAGCCGUUAAGUAAACUUAUUGUAUUUGAGUAGAGCCAAUUCCAAAUCCAGAUGCCAACUCUUGUUACAGGUCGAGCGAAUUGAGGUAAGGAAGAGAUGCCUUGGGAAACAAGCAUGAGCGUGACGUGACCAAAGUGGUCAUUAUCUCCAUGAUAUUCAUCUAUUCAACUAUCGUGCUACCAAAUCUG
Xylaria bambusicola is the source of this 1946-nucleotide messenger RNA. Its product is annotated as beta-1,6-glucanase. The coding region runs from base 325 to 1614 and encodes 429 amino acids. Gene Ontology annotation, biological process: glucan catabolic process. The transcript is spliced from 4 exons. NCBI's taxonomy places the organism in Eukaryota, Fungi, Ascomycota, Sordariomycetes, Xylariales, Xylariaceae. Gene Ontology annotation, cellular component: extracellular region; cell surface. The record is from RefSeq and is a predicted model, not a curated record. Gene Ontology annotation, molecular function: beta-glucosidase activity.